AUGGAAGUAAAAACGCAGUCUGACGUCCCCAGUCCCGUCGUCGUGGACGUCACACAUGAUGCAGCAAGACUCAGUCCAUCGGAUCUCUUCGCUCUGAAGCACCCAGAUUCUCCCGGUAUCGUGGUAAAGGAGUCUUUUUUGGGUCGUCAGAGUGCCCUGGCAGUGAGAGACGCACUGACAGAACUAGCGACGAGCGGAACCUUCCACGAAGCAAAAGUCGGCGCUGGUCAAAGCUUACGCAAUGACCGAACGGUGCGAGGGGAUAAAAUCCACUGGAUUCAAACUCCAAACGGCUUGAACGCACCAACCGAGAGCGUUGACCCCGCCAUUCUGCACCUACGCAGACAGGUGGAGAGUCUUGUGUACGGACUCAAGAAAGUCUCACCCAAGCUGGAUCUGCGUAAUGUUGUGUCGACACAAUUUGCAGUCUUUCCAGGAGACGGUGCCCGGUUUGUCAAACAUGUGGACACCUACUUGAACGCCCAUAGGAACGAGCAAGAAGGUGUAUCCAAGGACGGACUCGUCCGUCUAAUCACGUGUGUGUACUAUCUGAACGACCGAUGGGAACCAGAACAUGGCGGUCAUCUUCGCGUUCAUCUAAAGGACUCAAAGCUCUUACCGGCUUAUCAUUGGGAUGUUCCGCCCAACCUCGAUACACUACUGGUGUUUCGCAGCCUUGAUGUUGAACACGAAGUGAUGCCGACGUAUCGUGAGCGCAAAGCGGUGACGAUUUGGUAUUACGGGAAGCAAUCCCAAGCUGCUCCAGCUUCAAGAACGGAGACCUCGUCCGUACCGCGUCCGCUUCCCUCAAUUACAGGAAGCAACUCCGACCAUGCGGAACAAGCAUCCGUUUUCGUCGCGAUCCCAAGCUACCGCGACUCGGAAUGUCGACACACAGUCGAUAACUUGCUAGCACAAGCAACGUUUCCAAAACGCAUUUCUAUCGGCAUUUGCUUGCAGACAGACGAUGAGGAUGACACUCAGGCUUACUUGGAGAGCAAGUAUUCGACGAGCCAAGUUCGUGUGCAUUGGGUAGAUUACCGGGAAGCUGCGGGUCCGUGUGUGGCACGUAGACAAGCACAAAAACUGUAUCAGGGCCACUUCCGUCGCUGUUCUGGGCUGCCGGCUUUGCAUUUUCGUCGUCAGCAAUCAUCGAGGAAGUGCCGUAUGAUGAAACUCUACGCUUCUUGUUCUUCGGAGAAGAAUCUUCAAUGGCUGCACGGCUGUGGACUUCGGGUUGGGACUUUUUCACUCCUUCAGAAGCUGUGGUGUAUCACCUUUGGACUCGAGCCUAUCGUCCUGUUUUCCAAGAGCUGGAAAGUGAUGAGACCAAGCGGUAUCGAACUGCCUCCGCUCACUACGUCAAGCAGCUGCUGCGAAUUGACCAGACGCCAGUAA
Molecule: messenger RNA, 1398 nt
Organism: Phytophthora infestans T30-4
Lineage: Eukaryota; Oomycota; Peronosporomycetes; Peronosporales; Peronosporaceae
Exons: 4
Coding region: 1-1398 (465 amino acids)
Biological process (GO): cellular response to hypoxia
Molecular function (GO): ferrous iron binding; peptidyl-proline dioxygenase activity; L-ascorbic acid binding
Source: RefSeq, a predicted model, not a curated record